AGGAAAUCUUGAAAAUUUUUAUAGUUAAACAAGCCAUGAUAAGGAUCCGCAAUUGCUUCAGAGAGCUACCGCUAGUGCUAGCUAUUGAGCUACUGCCUCUCUGACAAGUCCCCAGUUGCGCUGCGCCUGCUAUGUCGUCGUCCUCGCCCGUGUCGGCGGUCUCAGCCACGGCGCCGCACGUCGUGGACGACUGCCUCGGCAUCGUGCAGCUCCUUAGCGACGGCACCGUGACGCGCUCCGCGGACUACUCCGCGCUCCCUCUCCAGGGCGAGGUGCCGUCCAACCUGCCCGUCCAGUGGAAAGACGUCGUCUACGACGCCGCACACGCGCUCCGCCUCCGCAUGUACAGGCCCACCCACGGCGACACGACGACGACGACGGCCAACGACAAGCUGCCGGUGCUCGUCUACUUCCACGGCGGCGGCUUCUGCCUCUGCAGCUUCGAGCUGCCCCACUUCCACGCCGGCGCGCUCCGCCUCGCCGCCGAGCUCCCGGCGCUCGUGCUCUCCGCCGACUACCGCCUGGCGCCCGAGCACCGCCUCCCCGCGGCGCACCGCGACGCCGAGGCCGUCCUGUCGUGGCUGCGCGCCCAGGCCGAGGCCGACCCGUGGCUCGCCGACUCGGCCGACCUGGGCAGGGUGUUCGUCUGCGGCGACUCGGCCGGCGGCAACAUCGCGCACCACGUCGCCGUCCGGUACGGCAGGGGGCAGCUGGCCCUCGACCACAACCCCGUCGUCCGGCUCGCCGGGUGCGUCCUGCUCUGGCCCUACUUCGCCGCCGAGGAGAGAACGGCGUCCGAGACGGCCGGCCUUGAUGGCCAUCAAUUCGUUAGCACAAAGCUGUUGGAGCAGAUGUGGCGCAUGGCGCUGCCCGUCGGCGCGACCAGGGACCACACGGCGGCCAACCCGUUCGGGCCGGACAGCGACCCGCUGGACGACGUCGCCUUCCCGCCGGUGCUCGUCGUGGACCCGGACCUGGACGUGCUGCACGACCGCAUACAGGAUUAUGCCGCUAGGUUGACGGCGAUGGCGAAGCCGGUCGAGCUCGUCGUGUUCAGAGGCAAGGACCACGGGUUCUUCACCUUCGACCCGUGCGGUGAAGCUUCCGACCAGCUGAUCCACGUCAUUAGGGGGUUCGUCCAUGGCGGCUAGCUGCCUAGCUUCCAUUCCAUGGCUGACAGGCUGAGCAUGGAGCUAGCUUUUUAUGCUUCUUUGUCUGUUUUAUGUGACAGCUGGAAAGGUGAACUAAACUAUGAUGUUUAUAUUUUUUUUGCGAGACCAGUUAUAAAUGUUUAUAUGAAUGUACUCUUUCUUAGAA
This is a messenger RNA of Sorghum bicolor (sorghum), 1317 nucleotides long. Its product is annotated as probable carboxylesterase 15. Bases 132 to 1151 code for a protein of 339 amino acids. The record is from RefSeq and is a predicted model, not a curated record. Gene Ontology annotation, molecular function: hydrolase activity. NCBI's taxonomy places the organism in Eukaryota, Viridiplantae, Streptophyta, Magnoliopsida, Poales, Poaceae. The transcript has a single exon.